AUGAAUUUUAUUAAAGCCUUUGCUAUUUAUUCAAGGAUUUUUAAUAGUAAAAUAUUGAUAUUUAAUAAUUCAUCUUCUCAAGUUCACUUACAAUAUUUUAAUGCAUCGCCAGAUCAUACUUUCAAAACUUCAUUGUUACCAUGCAAUAAAUGCUCUCUUAAUGAUGAUUCUUCCUUUAUUCUUUAUAAUAUGAGAAACAAACAUAAAGCUUACUUUAUGAUGUUACCUUUAUACCUAUGUGUUGACAUCAAGACUUCUCUUCUUCCAACUAUUGGUCAUAUCUGUUCUUUGUCCCCUUACAUGCUUUAUGUAAUUACCUUAUAUAGUUACAAUUUAACUGAUAAUAGUAUAUUUAAUAUCUCCCCACCUUGUCCUCUCCACCUUAUACACUUAAUAAAAUUUUUAAUAUAG
Molecule: messenger RNA, 411 nt
Organism: Funneliformis mosseae
Lineage: Eukaryota; Fungi; Glomeromycota; Glomeromycetes; Glomerales; Glomeraceae
Source: the annotation of a GenBank genome assembly